AUGUCUAUUCAGGUAUGGGACACGCAAGAAUUCGAUAUUAGCAACAUUUUUAUGAUCUACAAAAUGGCAGCUGUUGAUAAAGCAAAGAAACAUACAUUGUCAUAUAUUAAUACCGUAGGAGAAAUACUUGCUCUGAGUUCCAUCUUAUUGAUGGAGGAAAACUCAUUUCGUGGAAUGACCGGCUUGCCACAGGAUAUUUACCAGAUAAUGAGAAGGAAAUUUGGAAAGAAAAGUUUACCAAAAGAAGUAAUUGAAUUGUGUCAACGUUGCGCUAUAGUUGGUCGGGAAAAUUCAAAAACUGAUUUAGAGAAUGAAAUUGAUGAGGCAUAUAUUGUCAUUAGAAAAUCAGUAUCAUCUGAAAAUCAAAAAUUAUAUCGUACAGUACGACAGAAUUGGAGGACAAGUUUCAAUGAGGGUAUUUCAAUUGAAGACACAUUUGUACACCAUUCCUUAUAUCCGCUCUUAAGACCUUUUUUUCCAGACACAGUUAAUUGGGUAAUAAACUGGGCAAAUAAAGAAUCUCUAUCGAGUACAUUUGGAAGCAAACCUGAUUUCAAUGUUGCAAUAAGACUUUGUGAUCAUAACUACUUUGAGAUCCUUUUUGGAUUGUUUAAAUCGCCAAAAAAAGCAAAUACAAAAUCUGCAAGCAUUGAUUUAGUUGAUUUGGGAAAUGAAAACUCAUUUCGUGGAAUGACCGGCUUGCCACAGGAUAUUUACCAGAUAAUGAGAAGGAAAUUUGGAAAGAAAAGUUUACCAAAAGAAGUAAUUGAAUUGUGUCAACGUUGCGCUAUAGUUGGUCGGGAAAAUUCAAAAACUGAUUUAGAGAAUGAAAUUGAUGAGGCAUAUAUUGUCAUUAGAAAAUCAGUAUCAUCUGAAAAUCAAAAAUUAUAUCGUACAGUACGACAGAAUUGGAGGACAAGUUUCAAUGAGGGUAUUUCAAUUGAAGACACAUUUGUACACCAUUCCUUAUAUCCGCUCUUAAGACCUUUUUUUCCAGACACAGUUAAUUGGGUAAUAAACUGGGCAAAUAAAGAAUCUCUAUCGAGUACAUUUGGAAGCAAACCUGAUUUCAAUGUUGCAAUAAGACUUUGUGAUCAUAACUACUUUGAGAUCCUUUUUGGAUUGUUUAAAUCGCCAAAAAAAGCAAAUACAAAAUCUGCAAGCAUUGAUUUAGUUGAUUUGGGAAAUGUGAUGAAAGAUUCAAUUGAUUUCAUUUAUCAUAACUACCACACUGAUCUGGAGAUCAGGACAUAUGGCCUUCAUGUUUUUGGUUACAAUGCUAGAAUAUAUGUGAUGGGUUUAAAUUUUGAUGGUGUUUAUCAGAUGUAUCUACUUGGUGAGUUUGAGCUUUCCAGGAGCCACUUGAGCUUCAGCUUAGUUGAAGGUGCAAUAUAUCAAAUAAGCAAUCUAUCAAUGAUUGUUGAAGAAGAUAUAAAGAGACUGAACUCAUCUCCAAUGACACCUAUCACUACUAAAUUGAUGUCACCAACGAUGAAGAUGACAAUGACUAGAUCGACAGUUGGUGGAAGUCAAUGA
This is a messenger RNA of Entrophospora sp. SA101, 1536 nucleotides long. Lineage: Eukaryota; Fungi; Glomeromycota; Glomeromycetes; Entrophosporales; Entrophosporaceae. The record is from the annotation of a GenBank genome assembly.